AUUUCAUUGAUCAACCUGCCCUGACAGUGAUUCAUUGUGAAAGAUCUUCAAUUUUAUUAUUCAUCUAUUGUGCUUGUUUCAUUGAAUCAGAUUCUCCUAUAUCAUCCUUUCCUUUGCAUCUGCAUCCGUAACAACGCGCCGCAUGCCUGCUCCCUUCAUUUACCAGCGUGUUGAAGCAACUUGCCACUAACGGGUGCGACUUACCUCCACAACCCCUUGUGCACCGUCAUCUUAUCUUAUCCCUUCAACUUUCACAGACCUCAUUAUAUGAUAUAAACCCACCACUCCAACCGUCGCGUUCUGCUCAUAGGACUGAGCACACUAUGGCGUCACGAGAUAGCUCGACAACGUCAGUCCCGCGCAAGGUGGUGACGUAUGGCAAACCUGUGCGCAAGCGCUUUAUGCGCGACGCGAUGCCAUUCAAAGCCACUGAGCCGUUCACUGCGCCGAGCAGCCGCCCUGACUCUUCCGCCUCCGUCGCGAAGCCAUCAAAACCGUCGCUACCGAGGUCAACAUCAGAACCAACUCCAAAACACGUUGUUGAGAAGCGACCCGACGAGCCCGCUCGCGCAAAAGCCGGAGAUGAUGGGAAACCAAAACCACGCGAUGCGACAGAUUCGAGAAAACGAAAGCGCCUAGAAGCUGCGCCUUCCGAACCGAUUGAAGAAGAAACAAAACUUACUGCUCCAAAACAACUCAAGUCUACGACUACACUACCAAAGCGACCUGUAGCUGGAGCCUCUGAAAAUGAGAACAAAGCCAGCGCCCCUCCUCCAAAACCACCUGUUUCAAAGAAAAGUCCAAACAGCUCGAACGUUCGAUCUAGACCCCUCCCCCGGAGCAAAUCCGAUAUUCCAACCUCAAAACCCAGCUCAAGUGCUGCGCAAUCAACGGCUAAGGACCGCGAUGAUGAAUCACCGAGACCGAAGAAACGACGGCCGCGAUUGAUCGAUGCUCUGGCUGCUCAGCGGGCAGAAAGUUCAGAGUCGGAAGAUUCGGCUUCUGAAGAAGAGAAGCCCGAACAACAAUUACCUCCGAACAGCGGUACAGACAGUGGAGGUGCGACUCCUUCUCAGCAAUCACAAAACAACUCCCAGAAUCAUUCUCAAGACUCUACGAUACGAUCCAGAAGUCGCCCCACGGUUGCGCUCAAAAGCCGGAGAGUUAAGUAUACAUACGGCCAAUCUCGAUCCAUCCUGACCGAAGCUGGAUGCGCUUCUCGCUACCCCCCAGAACCCGCCAACGCUGACCCAUUUGCCAUGGACGAUGACGAUGAUCUCGACGGAGACGGAGGUACUCGACCUGCUAUCAAGAGCGUGCAUGAGCUACGGAGAGCUGGAGCCAACAAUCGCUUCGCCGAUGAAAUGGAGGACCUGCUUGCUCGGAUAGGAACCCCUGGAAGCUCUCCAUCUUCAUUGAGGAGAGGCGCAUUACUAGAGCUGUCCCAGAAGCUACAGAACAAGGAAUUCAUCGGUCAAUUUCGGGAUCACGCAACUCGCGAUAAAGUCGCGGCAAACAUCGGUCAAGAACAGGAUAUCAUUUGCGGAUUCGCCUUGUCAGCCGUUCUCGUCACGUUUCUCCAUUUCAGUCCUGCAGCCCACCUCCUGCAACAGCUUGUUGAUGAUGGACUGGGCCAAAUGCUCUCUGUCCUUUUACAGGUGCCCGAAGACAUUGAUGAACUUGCAUCAGGGAGACUGAGGCUCGCCAAGACGACGAGAGCCUCUCUGAGCGAGGUCAAGACUACGCUCAAGAAGAUGAAUAUUUGGCAUGGCCGUCGUCCUGAGAAGCUUUCACCUCAAACUCUUGCACUUCAACUACUGAACGUCGUGUGUCAGCGAAUCGAUGCGAUGCACUCAUCAGUAGUUGUCAGGGACGUGGAGAGCGAUCUUGAGGCCGUUAUAUCCCAUUGUACGAGUACCAACCCAAGAACUGACGCAGCGACUGCUCUUGUCAUAUCAAUACUGGAGUCGCAGUCAGGAAUGUCGAUGAACGACGCGAAUGAAGUCACAUGGAUUGCGCAGCAAUCGCACCAAGUGGCGCGUAUUCUCGAGAACAGCGUCCAGCAAUGGCCAGACAAGCUUGGGAAUAUCGAAGUAGCUAUCCUCAAGCUCUCGAUCAACAUGUCCAACACGACACACGGCGCUGCUGCCUUCAGUGAUGUGAUCCUGUUGUCGAGUCUGUCGAAAUGCAUUCUCUCUGGUUUCAAAUCGGCCCUGGACGCUAUGAGCAACCGACGUCUGAAGGAGGAGACUUAUGAUGGACUCCUUCUAGUGCUUGGUAUGACGAUCAAUAUACUAGAACACUGCGCUCCCGCACGUGAGAACAUCACUGGGGCGCAACUGGAUGGCCUGGUGACAGUAUAUUUACAGAACCAGGCCCUGAUGCUAGAGGCCGACUCUGUAGAGAAAUCGAAGCUGAGCGUGGCAUUUGGCUACCUUUCCGUCUUGCUGGGCUACUUGUCGCUGGAAGAUGCAGCCCGGCAACGACUCAAGGAGCAAGCGGGAAGCGAAGGGCUUCCGAGUCUCAUUGGCUCGAUCAAGGAGUUCAUCGGCAUGUAUAGAUCGGUGGACAACAAGGUGACGGAGCUGGAAGGGCUCGUCAACGAAUUACAACGACUGCGACGACAAUAGUUGAUUAUAUACGGACGGACAUGACUUGAGCUAGGGAGCCUUUUUGGGACAAUGUUCUGAGUAUGACUCUCCCUUUUACUUUGUAUGAUGGAUUACAGCCACUUCUGGCAUAUUUGCUAGCGAGAGAGUGUAUAGAUGAGAAGGAGAAUCGAUACCAGGUCACUAGAAUGACCAUAUUUGCUGAUACUGAGACUCGUAAUUCUGUGACACAUGAUCUG
This is a messenger RNA of Fusarium redolens, 2848 nucleotides long. RefSeq lists its product as uncharacterized. Bases 324 to 2630 code for a protein of 768 amino acids. The transcript has 3 exons. Gene Ontology annotation, biological process: regulation of chromosome condensation. The record is from RefSeq and is a predicted model, not a curated record. Lineage: Eukaryota; Fungi; Ascomycota; Sordariomycetes; Hypocreales; Nectriaceae.